AUGAUUAACUCUGAUUUGAUAUGCAUUGAAUUGGCAAACAUAAACUCGGUGCCACACUCGCUUUCACUUUCCCUCUCUCUUUCACAUUCUCAUUCACACUCCUACUCCCACUCAUACUUGCACUCACCUCCGCCCACCAGUCGACAUCCACAGUCUCAGACACACGCUCACCUACAGACACACACGCCCUCUCACCUGCAGGCCAACUCGCACUAUUCGCCUCACACACCAACACAACCUGCCCAACUUGCCGUCUCUACCACCGUCUUCACUAGCCCCCCCAGCAGCAGUUGCAGCAGCAAUAGCAACAGCAACAGCAGUAACAGUAGCAGCAGUGGCAGCAGUAGCAGUUCGAGUCCGCCGGGCCUCGGUCUCGGCGUCUACCUCGGAAUGCCGGCGCCUCUGGCCCGUGACCACUGCCACCAUUCGCCCAAGACGGAAGCGCCACCCACCCCAGCCGACAGCCUCAGCCCAACAGCCCACUCAGCCGCCAGACUCGGCCCUCCACCUCUUGGUGCCGUCGCCACGGCAGCCGCCGCAAUGGCUGCAGCCGGUCUCUUCACCUCGGUCGUCUCCGCCGUCUCUAGCCGAGGCGACAGCGACACAAACGCUGACCCCGACACCAACGGCAAUGGCAACGUUAACGGCGAUGGCGAUGGCGACUGUGAUGGCGACGGCGACACCGAAGCGCCUCGUCGUGACUGCCGCUCGACCGGAGUCUCAUCUCAGGCCAUCUAUCCAUCUGCCGUACAUCCCAAAACCGGCCUCCACCUGCCCCACUUGCAGCACUUGGCUCAUCCCCACCAGCCGUCCUACCCCCCUCUCCACCACCUCCAGACACAUCCCCAGCCCCACCAAUUCUCCCAGCUCAACCACCAUCACCACCACCAACAUCGCCAACAUAAUCAGCCUCAACAACAACAACACUUAUACAUGCAGCAGCAGCACUCGCACUUGCACCUCCAGCUGCCGCAUCAGCUGACCCUCCAACCGCCUCUGCCUGCCGCAGCGUCGGAGUCGCCAACAACAUCACCGUCACCGUCACCGCCACCAUCCCCGCUGCCGUUGCCGUUGCCCUCACCUUCGUCCCAGUCUCGGCCACAGCCGCAGUCGCAGUCGCACCAACUGGUGGGGACACACCUGCAACAAGCCCAGACCCUGCCCGCUGGCCACCACCACCACCACCAGAUGGGCUCGUUUCCAUCCGCCUUCCUGUCGCCAGGCCAACUGGUCAGUAGAAACAAAGUGAAGUUUUCGUCUUCAAGCAGCCUUUUCGCCUGCAAGUGA
Molecule: messenger RNA, 1287 nt
Organism: Protopolystoma xenopodis
Lineage: Eukaryota; Metazoa; Platyhelminthes; Monogenea; Polystomatidea; Polystomatidae
Source: the annotation of a GenBank genome assembly